UCUCUCUCUCUAUAAAUACCAAUCCAUAGCAGCAUUUCCAAAUCCAAGGCAGGAACAGACCAAACCGAUAAUAACAAAACCCCUGCCCACGACCAUUCCUCCCUCCCCCUCUGCACCCCUAGCUCUUCCCCCAAAUCCUUCAUUAUCAAUAGUGGUGGGCAUGGCAUCCUCUGUAUCGUGGACGGCGACGGAGGACAAGAAAUUUGAGAGGGCACUGGCCAUCCACGACCAGGACACCCCGGACCGCUGGGAGAAGGUGGCUGCCAUGGUGGGUGGGGGGAAGUCCGCGGCCGACGUCAAGCGCCACUAUGACCUCCUCAUCGAAGACGUCCAGCGCAUCGAGUCCGGGAACGUCCCUUUCCCCAACUACCGUACCACCAACCGAUAUGCCAACGGCUUCUGAUCUUCUUUCUCUGCUACGGCAGGUCAGGGAGUUUGGUCUUGUGUGUCGUAUAUAAUUUCUUCUUUCUGGCGAUGUUUGAUGCUAAACAGCUAGCUUCACAUGCAGCUGCCUAAUAGAUCUCCGUCGACAAUAGUCGACUAGUACUGAUGGAGUCAACCCGUCCAUGGAAAUGCUGUUAUGGUCACAGCUGGAGCGUCCUGCUUUUUUUUUUUUGCUUUUCCUCCCC
Elaeis guineensis (African oil palm) is the source of this 629-nucleotide messenger RNA. RefSeq names its product protein RADIALIS-like 1. The record is from RefSeq and is a predicted model, not a curated record. Lineage: Eukaryota; Viridiplantae; Streptophyta; Magnoliopsida; Arecales; Arecaceae. Gene Ontology annotation, molecular function: DNA-binding transcription factor activity.